AUGGGCAAUUCGUCGGAAACGAUGGCACUGAUCAAGUUGAGGAUCUUUGACGUCCAUAGCAAACCUGUGGUGGUGUCGAGGACUAUGAAGAACACGCAGAAACUGAAAAGCAUGGAGUUCAAGACUAUCGACCAGACUAUUACUUAUGAAAAAAACACGAUUAGCAACAGAUGUAUUGACACUGAUGAGCAAAUGUGCAACUUCAUUGGAGUUUCAAAGCCAAUUCUCAACUAUGUCAUAUUUUGCCACCAAGAACAAUCGUGCUGGCCAAUGGAAGAAGGCAAAACAGUUAAGGAGCGGUUCGAUCAGAUAUUCGACGCUGAUAAUACAACAAAUGUUUGGAAAAGAUACGGAAAAUGA
Molecule: messenger RNA, 360 nt
Organism: Nilaparvata lugens (brown planthopper)
Lineage: Eukaryota; Metazoa; Arthropoda; Insecta; Hemiptera; Delphacidae
Product: DNA repair protein RAD50-like
Exons: 3
Coding region: 1-360 (119 amino acids)
Biological process (GO): telomere maintenance via recombination; double-strand break repair; telomere maintenance via telomerase
Cellular component (GO): condensed nuclear chromosome; Mre11 complex
Molecular function (GO): double-stranded telomeric DNA binding; G-quadruplex DNA binding; single-stranded telomeric DNA binding
Source: RefSeq, a predicted model, not a curated record